AUUUCAGGAUUUUAUUUCAGACGAUUUGGAAGUAACUUUAAAAGUGUACCCUUUUCAAAUACCAAUCAGGAAGUGCAUCAAGGUAAACACAGAGGAAGAGCAAGACAAUUACUACCUAAUAAAAACAGAAUGAUGCCAGUAAGAGUAGAUGUCUCUUCUGAAAAAACAAGGGAGCACAUCACAGAUGUCCAUUUUGAAAAACCAAGGGUGUACUUCCCAGAAACGUGGCUCUGGGACAUCAGUAUUUUACCUUUCAGAAGAUUAUUAUGAAUAUGAUUUUUAUGAAGAAUCAUAUGAGCCAACAAUAAGUGUUAGUCAUACUGAUGAUCGGUUAAGGGACGUUCCAAGUCCAGUCUUCAACUCUGAGAAAGUUCAAGGUCAGAGAACUUAUUUUCCUGAGACUUGGCUGUGGAAGAUUAAUAUGCUCAACUCCUCUGGUGUGCUGAGUGAGCAGUACACCCUCCCUGAUACUAUAACUGAGUGGGUUGGCAAAGCUGUGUGUGUAAAUUCAGAAAAGGGUCUCGGCAUAUCACCCAGGGCAACAAUAACCACUUUCACACCUUUCUUUGUGGAUUUGACCCUUCCUCCAACAAUCAAGAGAGGGGAAAUUCUACCAGUCAAGAUCUCAGUCUUUAAUUAUCUUGAACAAGCUUUGCCGGUCAAAGUUGUAUUGGAAAUAAGCCCUGAUUAUGAAAUUAUUGAGGAACCUGAAAGCCAGUUGCCACUUGGUCACAAAAUAGCCUGCAUCCCACCACAAGACAAGGUUGUUCACAUAGUGAAAAUUCGCUCUCGGGUCUUGGGAGAUGUAAACAUCACUGUGGAUGCCUUUGUGGAUGAGCUGUAUCCUGAAGCAUGUGGACCAGAAUAUGUGAUCAGUAAAAGGGAUAUUCUAAUCAAACCAAUCAAAGUGGAGGCUGAAGGAUUCCCAAGAGAAAAGACAUGGACCAAAUACAUUUGUUCCAAAGAUAUUAAUGAGAAUGCAGACUUUUUAGAGAUUUGGAAGGUAGAACCACCACCACUCAUUGUAGAAGACUCAGCCAGGGGCUGGGUGACUGCAGUUGGUGACCUUCUGGGACCUACACUUGAGAAUCUUGGUUCCCUUGUAAAAAUGCCAUAUGGGUGUGGGGAACAGAAUAUGUUGAAUUUUGCACCAAAUAUUUUCAUCCUUCAAUAUCUGGAUGCUUCAAAUCAAACAACACCAGCAAUUGCAAAGAAAGCUAUUGACUACAUGCAAAAAGGUUAUCAACGGGAGCUGCGCUAUCGCCACGAUGAUGGAUCCUUCAGUGCCUUUGGAAACUCUGAUGCAUCAGGCUCAACAUGGCUCACUGCCUUUGUCCUCAAGUCCUUUGCACAAGCACGCCAAUAUGUUCAGAUUGAUACAGAUGACUUGGACAUGAGCCGUGGUUGGCUGAAAAUGCGUCAGAUGGAGAAUGGAUGUUUCCAAUCUGUGGGGAAAGUCUUCCAUAAAGGCAUGAAGGGUGGUAUUGAUGGAAGUGGUUCUCCAGUACCAUUAACAGCCUAUGUGCUGAUUUCCCUCCUUGAAGUGGGUGAAGUGACAAGCAGUCGUGCAGUCAUGGAAGCAGCCUUCUGUUUAGAUGCUGAUACAUCCAAGGAUCCCUACACUUUAGCUUUGAAAGCCUAUUCGCUUUCUCUCUCUGAUUCCCCAAAGGCAGAACAAGCAGUGCAGAACCUUAUUAAUGUAGCAGAAGAGACUGCCAAUUCAAUGCAUUGGGAGCUUCCAGCUGGUUCAGGAAAGAGUCAAGCUGUUGCUGUAGAGACAGCUGGUUAUGCAGUUCUUUCAAUGAUGACCUUAGAUGCAACCAAAUUUGAGCUUCAAGCCAGAAAAAUAGUGAAAUGGAUAUCUUCACAGAGAAAUGGCCAAGGAGGAUUCAUAUCAACUCAGGAUACUGUUGUUGCUCUCCAAGCUCUGGCGAGUUUUGAGGCUCACCAAAAGAAAGAGGCUGUCAACCUGGUCAUCACUGUGGAAGGUGAAGCACUUGAGCAUGCAUUCUUUGUAGACGAAUCCAAUAAACUUCUUCAACAGCAAGUGAAUCUGCCGUCGCUACCUUCCAAUGUCAUUCUGGACAUGGAGGGAGAAGGAUGUGCCCUUGUUCAGACUGUCCUGAGAUAUAAUGUUCCUGAUGCUACAGCAAGUGAUGCCUUUUCCUUGUCAAUCACCACUGAAACAAUCCCAGAUAGGAAAUGCAUUACAAAGAAGAUUAAGGCUUGUGCUUCCUACUUACUAUCUGAUCAGAAAUCCAACAUGGCUGUUAUGGAAUUUAACUUAAUUUCUGGAUACAUACCACAUAAAGCGGACCUUAAACAAGUUGUUGGUUAUGGAACUGGCAUAAUAAAACGCUAUGAAGUUGAUGGCAGCAAAGUUAUGUUCUACAUUGAUGAAUUUUCACCUGAAGACCUUUGUGUGGAGUUCCGUGUAAUUCGGGAAAUUGAUGUUGAAGAUGCCAAGCCUGGGACUAUUAAGGUGUAUGACUAUUAUCAGCCCGAAUUCUCCAUAAGUAAGAGUUAUGUUCUACCACCUCCAGAUGAAUGCAGAAUCAGUUUGGUUCCCAUUGAAGCUAUUGCCAUUGAAGGAGAUAUCAUUGUAGAGCCAGAAAGUGGAACGACCACUCCCUCAUCAGCUAUUGGAGAUUUUGUUGCAUUAUUAGAUGAAAUGCCUUGAAGAUAAAAGAAAGCAAAAUAAGUAUUGUUUUUCAACAUAAGAGAGGAUGUCUAAUAGUAGCAUGCUUAUUAUAGAUCAUUUUUUACUUUUUGCUAUAGUAUAGUGUUCAUUUUCCCCUGUCAAGCUAAAAUUCUAUGUAUAU
Penaeus indicus is the source of this 2822-nucleotide messenger RNA. Its product is annotated as alpha-2-macroglobulin-like. The record is from RefSeq and is a predicted model, not a curated record. Gene Ontology annotation, cellular component: extracellular region. The transcript is spliced from 14 exons. Gene Ontology annotation, molecular function: endopeptidase inhibitor activity. NCBI's taxonomy places the organism in Eukaryota, Metazoa, Arthropoda, Malacostraca, Decapoda, Penaeidae. Bases 149 to 2680 code for a protein of 843 amino acids.